GAGUUGGCCAAACAUGGCAAAGGGUAUAUACAAGGUGGCAGACCAAGGCUACCAUUUUUGCAAACCUUGAGCCAAAUAUAGCAAGACACAUUUGCAGGAGGUACCGCGAAUGGGAUUUUCAGUUUUAGGGUUAGAGUUUGAUGGCCACUCCUGCUCCUCCAUUACUUCCCCAUCUGAAAGAGAUAUCAAUAAGAGAGAUAAAAGAGCCAACUCAAAACUCUUUAUAUUAUCAUGACACUACUGCUCAGGUGAGUGCCACUACUAGUGCUCUCUUUGUUUUUCCAUCUUUUCCCAACUUCUACAUUGUUCUGUGUUUCCUUUUUUCUGCAACUCAACUCUCAUGGAGAGAUUUGAGACAAGUUCAAGAGAUAGAGAUCAGUGUGGAAAGCAAGGUUAAGGAGAUAUGGAGCCAUGGUUGUCCUAGUCUUUCUGGUGGUCUUCUUGGUGGUUUCUCAUGGCCUCCAAGGUUGUAUACUUGUAGCUUUUGUCACAGAGAGUUCAGGUCUGCUCAAGCUCUUGGUGGUCAUAUGAAUGUCCAUAGAAGGGAUAGAGCUUUGUUGAGGCACUCUUCUCCUUGGGAUCCUUCUUGUCUUACUAAGCCUAGGCCUGACCUUAACCUCAUUCCUCCUCCAAACCCUAACCCUAACCCUAAUUCUGUCAACUUCUCACCACAUUGUCAUGCUGCUUCUUCCAAGGCUUGCGCCUACACAUUCCCAUCCUUGUUUUCUCCUCUCAAAAGUUUCACUUCUUCUUCCUCAUCUUCGGCAUCUUCAAUGGAAGCUUUGCAAGGUUCUAGGCCAGUGAAGCCCUUAUUUAGGGUUGGGGAGUUAAAGAGUUUCUUUGACAUGGAUAUUGAGAUGUAUGCUACUGACAUUGACGAUGAUUUGGAUCUAGAGCUUCGUCUUGGUCCUUCAUAAAUUGUCUAUUAAUUUUUCUUGCAAGUUUAUCAUGCAUGUUGCUGAACUCCAUUUCAGACCUAUCUUUCAGUUCUUAGAUUGUUAGUAGAUGAAAUCAAUGCAAUAAUAUUCUUCUUUUUC
Molecule: messenger RNA, 1037 nt
Organism: Dioscorea cayenensis subsp. rotundata (Guinea yam)
Lineage: Eukaryota; Viridiplantae; Streptophyta; Magnoliopsida; Dioscoreales; Dioscoreaceae
Product: transcriptional regulator SUPERMAN-like
Exons: 1
Coding region: 141-917 (258 amino acids)
Source: RefSeq, a predicted model, not a curated record